This is a messenger RNA of Cladocopium goreaui, 2755 nucleotides long. Lineage: Eukaryota; Dinophyceae; Suessiales; Symbiodiniaceae. The record is from the annotation of a GenBank genome assembly.
AGUGGCGUCAUGGCGUUGCAUGGCAGCCCAUGAACGUCCUAGAGGGUGCGGCGAACAUUGCUCGGCGCUCCGUCCGACGAAUCACACAGGAAACCUGGGAGGAUCGUACGCUAGUCGUCCGGAUUAGCAAUGGAAGCACCAAGACACUGGAAGCCGCAGAGCCUGCAACAAUGAUGGCAGGGCGGUGCGUGCUGUCCUUUUCGGAACUGGCACCUGGAGAAACCGGCACCGUGCGAUUCAGUUCGGCAGGAGGAGAAUUCUUUGGCAAUGCCACCAGCGGUUGCCAUCACGCAGGAGUUGCGGAGUUCUCCAUCCAGGGCCAACGUCUUUUGAUGGCCGAGUCGUGUCCUUUCGGUCACACCACGCUGAAGACCCAUCGCUUUGUGGUGAGCUUUGAGCCUGGGAAAAGGACCAUGCAAGAAUUUUACAACGAGAUGCCAGCUGUCUUCAUGGGCUGUAGGGAGACGCAACACUCCACGCAUAUGCAGGGCCUGUGUGUGCGGGUGCAUGCAGUGGCUACAUCAAGUCCUGCAGUGGCUGAUAUUGUGAUCUUACAGGAAGAGUUGGAGCAAGUGGAGUACGAGUUGGACUCGGCGCAGCAGUUGGAGUUUGCGGAGUGGUGCUUGAGCCAUCCCGACUUCAAGGACCUCUUGGGCUCGGCCAUGUUCCUGGCUGAGAGUCAGGCGGUGGCCAACGCAAUGAGGCACAAAAAGAUGAGCCACAAUGACAAGGCCUUCAACCUAACCCUACUGAUCGACGCCUUCGUAACCAGCGGCUUGGUGAAGACGUCUCUCGAAGCGUUAGGUGUGAACCUCUCCAGCUAUCGCUCAGCGCGAGAGAAAUGCGACCAGCGCUCCCCUGCCAAUCCGCAGGUGAAACGGCACUGGGACGAGGCCAGCGAGGUGAGCAGCGUGGACGCCGAAGACGCCGAAGUGAAGGCGUACAUCGAAGAGUCCCACAUGCUGCUCCGCACCACUGCAGUGCGCUGCAUGCUGAUGCUCAGCCGUGCAGUGGCCGAGUGCAAGGUGCACGGCCAAUGGCCCACACAGGCAGGUCAUCAGGCAGAUCCCACGCUGGGCUAUCCGGAAAGGCCGCGCACGCCUAGACCAGCUGUGGGAGGCGGCCGUCAUUCCAUCGCCGAGUUCUUCCGGCGUUCCUCCUCGCUGGAGCCAGAUCUGCCGGUCUUGCCCCACAAGACUCCACGGCGAAGCUGCUGCAGUGCAGGGCAGGUGUCGGAAGGACUGGAACGAGAGCAGCUGCUGUAUCUGGUGCGUAACUGUAUACACCUCUCGGCGGAAUUCACCCGACGCCGCAGCAAGCUGCUAGGGAUGCUGGAUACGCCGGAGCAACUGGACGGCUUUCAACGCUACCGGAGGCAAUUGGGCCUCACGCACCGCAACAUCACGGAACAUCGAGGAGGUCAAGAUGUCGUCUACAACUUCUUCAGUCCCGAAGUCUUUGAGGAAUUAGGUAACGGCGUUUCUCCCGAAGAGGUGUUGCAAUCCUUGGGCCACUGCGCUCCAGAGUACAGGACGAUGGCCACCAAUUCCAAGUCUGGAGAACUCUUCCUGUUUUCUUCGGAUCGCAGAUUCAUCAUCAAGACCCUCUCGAGCAAGGAGUUGAUCCUUUUGAUGCGCAUGAUGCCGGCUUACCUUGACCAUAUCCAAAGAUACCCCAGGUCACUCAUCGUCCGCUAUGCAGGACUUUACCUCAUCCAGCGUGGCGAACAAUUUCUUCAUUUUGUGGUCAUGAAAUCCGUCUUCGAUCCACAGAUUCCGUUGCAUUUGAAAUUCGACCUCAAGGGCUCGCUCUACAAGCGCCGGAAGAAGGCUCAGGAAUCAGUGGGCAAAGAUGAAGACUGGGUUCACUCGGGCCAUCGCCUGAAUCUUCCCUUAGAGGUGCAGCGUGAGUUUUGUGCUCAACACGAGCUCGAUGCGCAGCUGCUAGAGAGUUUCAAAAUGAUGGACUACUCAGUCCUGGUAGGUGUGCAUUUUGUUGAGCACGAUUCCUUCAAUGACUUCCUGGACCCUGGAUGGGGCGAUGGAUACCUCGUCUCCGAGGAUCUCAAGGAAGUUUACCUGGUGGGCAUCAUCGAUCAUUCCAUCAAGUAUGGCAUCAAGAAGCAGGCAGAGAAUUUGCUGCGUGUGGCGCAGGGUACCUCUGACCGAGCCUCUUGCGUGUCCGCCGACACCUAUGCUGAGCGGCAGUUGCAUUUUCUCUACCACAAGGUGAUGAGCAACCCAAGUGCCAUGGACAUUGGAACCGAAGGCCGUCUGAGAGUGGACCUCUUCGGUGCGGAAGAGCUCAUUGCGGCGGAUUGGAAUGGUGCCUCAGACCCCUACGUCACCGUGAAACUUGGCCUCUGCGUCAAGCACACGGCGACGGUUCCGGUGAAUUGCAAUCCGACCUGGAACUGCUCCCUGUACCUUCCAGUGCACCAGGCGCAUCGGGACCAGGAGCUGAAAAUCACCGUCUGGGACGAGGAUCACCUGAAGAGCUUGCGUGGCAACGACGACUUCCUGGGACGACUGUCGGUUCCCAUGACAUGGAUCCUGCAGGGACCAGUUGAUUUGCGCAACGCUGAGCUGUCGGACGUGUCGAAAGGACGCCUCUCUCUGCGCUGUCUCUUCGAGUCGGCCGACGAAAUUGUAGAUGACAGUUUGUUAGCGAAAGCUUCUCCGAAGCAGCCCUCGCGGUCGGUGGCCUGUUGCGUCUGCAGCCCCCUGUACCGAACUGCCGCGGUGUAACACAAAAA